Messenger RNA from Felis catus (domestic cat), 5660 nucleotides. RefSeq names its product RUNX family transcription factor 2 (gene RUNX2). Bases 469 to 1803 code for a protein of 444 amino acids. Gene Ontology annotation, cellular component: nucleus. The record is from RefSeq and is a predicted model, not a curated record. The transcript is spliced from 6 exons. Lineage: Eukaryota; Metazoa; Chordata; Mammalia; Carnivora; Felidae. Gene Ontology annotation, biological process: neuron differentiation; regulation of cell differentiation; regulation of transcription by RNA polymerase II. Gene Ontology annotation, molecular function: RNA polymerase II cis-regulatory region sequence-specific DNA binding; DNA-binding transcription factor activity, RNA polymerase II-specific; ATP binding.
GGUGGCGGGGAGCGCGCGGCUAUGCUUGCCCCGGGGCUGGACUACUGAAUCCACUCCGUUCCACCGCUGGACUCGACCUGGGAGGGGGCGCCAGCGCACCCAGGACGCGGUGCCCCAAGGGACCCCACUCCACGCUGCAAACUGAAGCCCCCUGCCUCCCCAGGCCACACACAUCCCCGCGCCCGUUCUCAGCUGCCACCGCUGGCGUUCCAAAAGCUCCGGCAAGAUCUGCACCUCCCGGGUCUCCCAACCCGCCAACCCGACUGCUCUGCAUCGCCACCGCUGGCCCCCGUCAGACUCCUCCCGGCAGUCGGCUUCAUCGAACUUGAUUUCUCACCUCCUCGGCCCCAUCACCUCCAUCCCCUUUCCCCCCGUCUCGCCUCCACCCCCCCAAUUUCCUCCUCCUCGCCCCUCAUUUCCACCCUCCUCCCCCUCCCCCGGCCACUUCGCUAACUUGUGGCUGUUGUGAUGCGUAUUCCCGUAGAUCCGAGCACCAGCCGGCGCUUCAGCCCUCCCUCCAGCAGCCUGCAGCCCGGCAAGAUGAGCGACGUGAGCCCGGUGGUGGCUGCGCAACAACAGCAGCAGCAGCAGCAGCAGCAACAGCAACAGCAGCAGCAGCAGCAACAGCAGCAGGAGGCGGCGGCGGCGGCGGCGGCGGCGGCGGCAGCGGCGGCCGCCGUGCCCCGGUUGCGGCCGCCGCACGACAACCGCACCAUGGUGGAGAUCAUCGCUGACCACCCGGCCGAGCUCGUCCGCACCGACAGCCCCAACUUCCUGUGCUCUGUGCUGCCCUCGCACUGGCGAUGCAACAAGACCCUGCCCGUGGCCUUCAAGGUGGUGGCCCUGGGAGAGGUACCAGAUGGAACUGUGGUUACCGUCAUGGCGGGCAACGACGAAAAUUAUUCUGCCGAGCUCCGAAAUGCCUCUGCUGUUAUGAAAAACCAAGUAGCGAGGUUCAACGAUCUGAGAUUUGUGGGCCGGAGUGGAAGAGGCAAGAGUUUCACCUUGACCAUAACUGUCUUCACAAACCCUCCCCAAGUAGCCACCUAUCACAGAGCUAUUAAAGUUACAGUGGACGGACCCCGGGAACCCAGAAACCCCAGGCAGGCCCAGUCUUCCCCGCCGUGGUCCUAUGACCAGUCUUACCCCUCCUACCUGAGCCAGAUGACGUCCCCAUCCAUACACUCCACCACCCCGCUGUCUUCCACACGGGGCACGGGGCUUCCUGCCAUCACCGACGUGCCCAGGCGCAUUUCAGAUGAUGACACUGCCACUUCUGACUUCUGCCUCUGGCCUUCCACUCUCAGUAAGAAGAGCCAGGCAGGUGCUUCAGAACUGGGCCCUUUUUCAGACCCCAGGCAGUUCCCAAGCAUUUCAUCCCUCACUGAGAGCCGGUUCUCCAACCCACGAAUGCACUAUCCAGCCACCUUUACUUACACCCCGCCAGUCACCUCAGGCAUGUCCCUCGGUAUGUCCGCCACCACCCACUACCACACCUACCUGCCACCACCCUACCCCGGCUCUUCCCAAAGCCAGAGUGGACCCUUCCAGACCAGCAGCACUCCAUAUCUCUACUAUGGCACUUCGUCAGGAUCCUAUCAGUUCCCCAUGGUGCCGGGGGGAGAUCGGUCUCCUUCCAGAAUGCUUCCGCCAUGCACCACCACCUCGAAUGGCAGCACGCUAUUAAACCCAAAUUUGCCCACCCAGAAUGAUGGUGUUGACGCUGAUGGAAGCCACAGCAGUUCCCCAACUGUUUUGAAUUCUAGUGGCAGAAUGGAUGAAUCUGUUUGGCGACCAUAUUGAAAUUCCUCAGCAGUGGCCCAGCGGUGUCUGGGAGCCGCAUCCCAAAUGUAUCGAUAUAUACAUAUAUAGAGAGAGCGCAUAUAUAUGUAUAUCAAUUAGCUAUCUACAAAGUGCCUAUUUUUUAGAAGAUUUUUCAUUCACCCACUCAGUCAUGAUCUUGCAACCAUAAGAGGGUAGACACUGAGAAGCAGAAGGCCCAAGAGAGACAAUCGUAUUCAGGUUUCAGAUGGUUUUCUAUGUAAGACGUACUUUCACAAAGGAAAAAGGUAUUUUUGUUGUGUUGUCGUUUGGCCUGUUAUCAUAAAUAACCCGUUCCUAUGCCAAUUCAGAGAGGUGGACUCCAGGUUCAGGAGGAAGAAGAGCAAAGCCGCUUCCUCUCUGUGCUUUGAAACCGCACACCCUCACGGUUGCAGCUGUGUAUGGACCAGUGCCCUCUGCAGACCAGCUUACAAAGCCAGUCGAGGUGCACGCGGAGGGCAAAGAGGUAGAAUGGACGCUUCCCGCAUAGUGCGAUCCAUUCAGAGUAACUGUUCCAAACUGCUCUCAGACUUGCCGCAAGUUCUCGUACGAUCUGUUUGGUUCAGUUUUGUUGUUGUUGUUGUUGUUGUUGUUGUUGUUGUUGUGUUCCUACUUUUAAGAAAGCGACUCCAAAAAUACUGAUCAGGAUAGAUGAUUUUAUUUUACUUUUUUGUACUUUUUUUGUUUCCUUUUCCCAUUUAACCAAAAAGAAAUCCCAUCCUUCGAUCCUUACCCCCCUUCUCCUUUCUCCUUUUAUGCAAAACUGAAAAUGGCAAUACCUUAUUAUAGCCAUAAUGGUAUAGAUAGUGUUUGUGUUUGGCUGUGUGUUGUUUUCUUUUUUUUUUUUUAAAUUAUGAAUAUGUGUAAAAUCUGAGGUAACUUGCUAACGUGAAUGGUCAUAUAACUUUAAAGAUAUAUUUAUAAUUAUUUAAUGACAUUUGGACCCUUGAAACAUUUCUUAGUGUACUGAUGUGUUGACUUCGGUCUCUAAAAGUGCUCUUUAUUAAAUAACAAAUUUCUUCAGUGGGCUAGAGCCAUAUCUGAAAUAUUGCUAAGCAGUUUCAGUUCAGGCACAAUGUGAUUUUCAAAAAUACGUCCAUCUCCAAAUAUUUUAGAUGUAGCUUGUUUUUGUGACGUAUGAAGGAAAUGUUAUAGUCUCGUUCUUUCAGAUCUUUGAUCACCUCUAACACAGCUUUGCCUUUUAAAGCAAUAAUUGGGGAUUUAAAAACCAACUCUUAGCCCUUUAUCUCUUAUUGUUGCCCUUUGUUAGCAUGAAAUGCUGGAGUGAUGUGGUUUCCUAAUUUCUUUCAAAUAACAAUGACUCUUGUCAUACUAAAAAGACAAGCACAAGUGAAUCAUGGAACUGCAGAAAAACGUUCUGCCGUUUCAUAGUUAAAGCAAAACUCUAAAUCGCCAGGCUUCACAGGGAAGACGUAGCAGGCGGCCGCACUUGUGGCUGAAGGGUCCAUCAGGAUGCACUUAGUACAGGAAAAGCCAAAUUGUCCCGGGGAUUCUUAACCCACCGGCCUUGCCAAACAGAAAGUCAGGAGGACCCAGGCCUGCCCUCCCCGAGGCCCCCCCCGCCGGCAGCUCUCCACGGACUCUGCCCUUAAAAGAGCAGAUUCAGUCAUUGUCUUAUGGGGGAGCGGGUCAUCUGAAGUAGCAGGCAAGUUCCAGCAGGUAGCUGACCUGAGAGAGCACCUGGCCUGUGGGGAGCCAUAGCCAACCCUUUUGCGUCAAGGGAAGGCAAGGUCAUGUGGAGUUUGGGAUCUUAACUACUGUGUACGAAUCUGAGCGGAAGCCCUCCUGUAAGAUGCACUUUGACUGCCCCUGGCGACCACGUGGCAGAUUCUCAAGCGGGAAUCCUUAAUCCAAGCCAGGAUCAUUCGAUGACACCACCGGGCAGAUCCCUGCCUGGGCUCCCACAGGUCCGGGCCCCUUCCUUUCAAUUCGGUGCCCCUCUGAACAGAACUGUGUAGAGAUUUGCCUCCAGCGCCUAGAGACCCCCUGCUCUGUCGUCCUGCCGCAAGCCCGCUUCCCUGGCCGCCAGGCCUCGCAGGGCAGCGUGGGGGGCCCCGUGCUUCUCGCUGGGCGCCUCCCUUGCAAUCGCCCCGACUCCUCCCAACCAAAACCGAGGGCAAAACAAAACAAAGCAAAACGAAACUCUUUGCCUUCUAAAGGUUGUAUACCAAGUAUGCUUAGAUAAAUAAGCCACUUUUCUCUUAACUAAGAUGGCAAGUAGUAGCUGAUACUAUUUAUUGUUUGUGUGUGGUAGCUUGAAGCACGACACUGUCCAUUUAUUUGUAAGUGUAAAAUAUGUGUGUGUGUUUCAGCAGCACUUAAAAAAGCCAGUGUCUGGUUACACAUUUCAAUUUUAAUUAAUUGACCUAAAAAUGUUACCGCCGGUGCCAGCUGUACCCUAUUUAAUAAAAAAAAAAGGUACUAUAUUUGUACAUUAUUUUUUAAUGUUAAAAGGGCUUUUUUAAGUUUACAGUACACAUACUAAGUGACUUUAGGGAUGCUUUUGUGUUGAAAUGUUAUUAGAGUGGCUGCAGGCAGCAACCCAGAAACACUUUAAAAGUUUUUUUUUGUUUUUGUUUUUUUUUUUUUUUCCUUGGGAAAAAUUCAAGCACUUGUCCCCUCCCUCCAACCACUCCAAAGGGGUAAGUCACAUUUCUUAGAUCAAAUUCUGCCCUUUGUCAAAGCCUAGGGGUUAAAGUUUUCUUUUUUGUUUCCUUUUUUUUUUUUUUUAACUGAACCCUUAAUUUGCACUGGGUCAUGUGUAUGAUCUGUGAUUCGAAGACCAAAGCAAAGCCUUACUACUGCUCCUACCGUGAAGCCAUGUAGUAGCCAACGCUCUGUAUUUCCUUCAGGUUAAAGGAGCAUGGUUCUUGGUAGCGCCAACGUUGCUGGAGUUCACAGCGUGGCCCACACAGACACGCUGAUCUGUUUGAGUUGUCUCACAAAUUGUAACCUCUGCCAGGGCCCCCGAACAAGUACCACAGCGUUGGUUUUGGAUGAGGGAAGUGACCUCCAGCCUGGAACCGAGAGAGACGCAACAGAUGAGCUAUGGGUUACUCUGUAGACAGUCUCGCCCCACCGGGGCCUUUUCAAAGGAAGCUGAGAAAUCCACACCGUCAGGGACCAUCCGUUGCAAACUCAGAGGGGACGAGAUGUGUGUGCUGGCUUAGAGUUCCCUCCAUUCCCAGGAAAGGAACGGACUCAGAGUCUAGGUUAAUGCAUGGAAACACAGAGCAUGAGCGAGAACAGGAGUUAACUUCUAGGAUAUUCGAAAGAACAAUAACCAAUAAAAUAAAAGCGACUCUUCCAAACCUUGAAUUUGUUGUUCUUAAAAAAGGAAUGCAUUUAAAAAAUAUUUUCUGUGUGAGAAUUUUUUAGAUGUUUGUUUACUUCAUGUUUACAAAUAACUGUUUGCUUUUUAUGCAGUACUUUGAAAUAUAUCAGCCAAAACCAUAAGUUACAGUAAUUUCUUAGGUAUUCUGAAUAAAAUUCCAUUUUUUCUUUUUGGAUAUGCUUUACCAUUCUUAGAUUUCUGUGGAACAAAAAUGUUUGUAGCAUUUUGUGUAAAUACAAGCUUCUCAUUUUUAUUUUUUUCCAAUUGCUGUUGCCCAAGAUCUGCUUUCCCUGCACAUAUUGUACAAAUUCUGGUUUGUCCCACAGGCCAUGAUUGUGGAUGAGUUUACUUUCAACUUCAAAGGGACUAUUUGUAUUGUAUGUUGCAACUGUAAAUGGAAUUAUUUGGCAUUUUUUUUUCUCAUGAUUGUAAUAUUAAUUUGAAGUUUGAAUUUAAUUUUCAAUAAAAUGGCUUUUUUGGUUUU